This is a messenger RNA of Arabidopsis arenosa, 2198 nucleotides long. The record is from the annotation of a GenBank genome assembly. NCBI's taxonomy places the organism in Eukaryota, Viridiplantae, Streptophyta, Magnoliopsida, Brassicales, Brassicaceae.
UUUGGGCCUAUCCACAGAUGGGAAAAGAGAAAGCACACGUUAUUAGGCCAUUAGGUUGAAGCUACAUUUGCUCUCACUCUCUUUUCCAUGGCUGACACUGGUGAGGCAAUUCCCUUAGGAUUCGAGGAACACUUCCCUGCUCCAUUGCCAAUAACGGUGGACCUCCUAGACUACAGUGGGAGAUCUUGGACGGUUAGAGUGAAGAAAAGAGGAGAGAACGUGUUUCUUACACUUGGUUGGGAGAAUUUUGUAAAAGAUAACAAUCUCGAAGAUGGCAAGCAUUUGAACUUCAUCUACGACCGCCAGAGGACCUUUUAUGUUAUCAUAUUUGGUCAUAACAUGUGUAGCGAAUUUAGAAGCUUCCCUCAAGUCGUAGUAGAGGUUGACGACUAUGAAAACGGUGAAGAAGUCAUCGGGAAAAUGAAGAGCAAUAAGUAUUCUUGCAACACAAGAGCCGAAACCCUAGAAUGGAUCAUCGCCAUUAUCGAUUUUCUUCAACCAUUUUCUUUCCUAAUCAAUGCUCAUGUUGUCAAUUUCUUCAAGGAUAAGCAAUGGGAAGCUGUUGAUGAGGAAUGGAUGAGUUGCUUAAAGGAUGAGAAGCCGGAAAAUAUUCUUCUUAUUCCCUCCGGUGGUGUCCAGGAUCACUGGCCUGCUUCACUCAAGGAAUUUGUUCACACGUUGAGGUCUCUAUCGUUUCCUAGAGAGCAAGCGGAUUUACAGGCGAUACUCGCAGAUGUAGAUAUGGUUCCGCUUAGCACUGUUCUUUCACAGGGUAUGAAUCUUAAGAAAAAACAUGAGGUUGAAGUUCUUUCCUCUGUUGUUAGCUCAGUUGUUAAGAGUGUUGGAGCUCCUACUGUUGUUGAUGUCGGUGCUGGCCAGGGUUAUCUAGCGCAGGUUCUCUCUUUCCAAUAUAAGCACUCAGUGGUUGCAAUCGAUUCUUCCUCUCAUCAUGGAAAGGUAACAGAUGCACGUGCAGCACGAAUCAGAAAGCAUUUUGCAGCACAGAUGCGUAAAUCUGGUUCAGGAAACAAGUGCCCAGAUGUUCCAAUGACGAUUACAUGCCGUGUAUUAUCCACAGAGAUGUUGAAAGCCUUGACCGAUGUUCCUCUGGAGAAAAAUGACAUGGAUUUUAAUGGAAGUUCAUUGGAUGAAGGUCAAAGCAGAUCACAAUCAUCAAGUGAUGCAACAAGAUCGUGUUCACUUGUUCUAGCUGGCCUUCAUGCAUGUGGGGAUUUAUCUGUUACAAUGCUAAGGACUUUUAUGGAGUGCGAAGAAGUUAAAGCGGUAGUGAGCAUUGGCUGCUGUUACAACUUAUUAUCUGAAAAAAGUAGUGAGGAUUCUUGUUCCAAAUGUGGCUACCCGAUGAGCGCUGGUCUCAAAUCCUUGGGCUUUUCCCUUGGCAAAAAUGCCCGUGAUUUAGCUUGUCAGAGUGCUGAGAGAUGGAGCAGCUUAGGAGAAGAUGCUGGUCUGCAGAAUUUCGAGUUGCAUUCUUUUCGUGCUGCUUUCCAAAUGGUUCUGUCAAAACAUUAUCCAGAGAUUUUGGCGACAAGUCCAUCCAUUGGGCGCCAAGGGAAGGCAUUCCGUCGUCAACAGCAACGAAAAUCCAUUGAAACUCCAGCAGCAGUAGAUACAACUAGGAAAGAUACUGAUAACAAGAAACCCAUGGGGCAGACAAGCUCGAAUUUCGACAUGUGUUCUUCUUUCGAGAAGUUUUGCCUGUCAGCAUUUUCCCGCUUGAAUCUAGAACAUCCUCGAGAUCUCGACCUGAAUGCCACAUGGAAGGAAGCUGAUGCAUUCACUGAACUGAUAGGGCCUUACUGGUCUAUUCGAGCUGCAUUAGGACCGGUGCUUGAGACAUUGAUCUUGCUUGAUAGACUUAUGUUUCUCCAAGAACAAGGAGACUCCAUAAAAGUGGUUAUGCUUCCCAUCUUUGAGCCCACCAUCUCACCUAGGAAUGUCGCCAUUAUUGCUAGAAGACUUUGACCCUAAAGCUUAAAACCUCUCUUGUGAUCCUUUUUAAAACUUUGGUAAUGUGUGAAAUGUGAUUCUGUUAAAAUUGACGUCGAAGUUGUAUGCAUAUUGGUUAAGAUUAAGCACUCUGCUUUUACCGGUACCUAUUUUUCGCAGUGUGAACAGAGUCCCAUUUUUUCCUUCUCGUUCGUGACGGACAAGUACAACAAGAAAAUGUGAUAAGGUUU